GAAAAUACGAUCUGGAGAAGGUCUGCUUAAUUGACCCAGCUUUCAGGACGCGCGAUCGAAGCGUGAUCCAAUUAAUGCCCGUCCUGUGAUUCUUUUUCGAUUUCUUCAUCUCUUCGUACCGUAGCGAGUAAGUUUGACGUUCUAGAAAAUGCGGAACUGGUGCUCGUGGUCGUAGACUACGGUCCAAAUGCGCGAUGGUCAGGCCGUCGGAAGGCGGUGGGCUUCUGAUAGUCGGCUGGCUUCUGGCACUCCGUUCCAUCGGUGCCGGUGCCCAGUUGGAUCCCGAUUACGGCUGUCCGUCCCAGGAGAAGAUACUGCCCUGCAGAUGCUCUACCCACAGCGAGUUACCAAAGGUGCUGGAAGGUCUGAAGGCGGUCAGCCACUACCUGGACCGGCCGGUGGACGAGCUGAUCCUGGAGAACAACAAUCUACCGAGCCUGCCCGGAAAAGUGUUCGCGAGCUUGCGCGUCCUGCGACUAAUGCUGAGGAACAAUCGGCUCGAACGGGUAUCGUCCGGCUGGCUGGAGGGUUUGCACGAUUCCCUGCUGGAGCUGUUUGUCGUCGAGCCAGAGCUGCGCUCUCUGCCAGUGGACAGUCUGGAGAACCUGCAGGGUCUCGAAGCGGUAACGCUGCAGAGCCGCGUGAUGAAGCGGUUGCCGAGGUUCUCGGGAUUGCCGAAGCUCAGGUAUCUCCAAAUCAACUCGCCGGCUCUGUUGGAACUCGCCCCCAGAAACUUCCGGGGCAUUCCUACUUUAGAGCAGUUGCACGUGUUCGGCAGCCCGAGGCUGACCAGGCUUGAGGCCGGGUUGCUCCGCGACCUGCCGCGAUUGGAGUUCGUCAACAUUACCGAUUCGGGGAUCCACUGGAUCCAUCCGCGCACCAUGGUCGAUCUGCCGGAGCUCAAGGAGAUUUCGCUGGUCGGAAACGCCAUAAUUGACGCCGGCAUGGUUGGCCGCGCGUGUAUGGACCUGCCGUCGUUGUCGGUGAUACGUCUGGAUCGAAAUCGCAUUAAUCGUCUAGGCGAGGGCUCCUUCGUGGACCUAUCAGUCUUGUCGCGCCUUUAUCUAUCGCGUAAUUACAUCACCGAGAUAUUCGCCGGCGCCUUCCAACGCGUGCCGGUCUUGAAGACCGUGGACCUGAACCAUAAUCUGAUCCAUCGCAUCCAUCCGGAGUUUUUUCCGCGGCGAACGGGAAACGUACUGGAAGAGAUAUGGCUGAUCAACAACGACCUUAGCCACGUGGCCGAGAUACGAUCGGUGCUCGAGGCUCUGCCGCGGUUGAAGUUCUUGGACGCCAGUCACAAUCAGCUGGAGGAAAUACCCUUCGGUUCUCUAAGAGGCCAUCCAACUUUGGAGAGGCUUCAUCUGAAUCACAACAGGCUGGCAUUCCUGCAGAGAGAGACGUUCACGGCGAUGCCGGCGCUCAGGGAGCUCAGGCUGAAGAAUAAUUCCCUGUCGAAUCUGCUGGAGGCUCCCUUCUGGAAUCUGCCAGCGUUAAAGGGCCUGGAUCUCUCGCAGAAUUACUUCCGUCAUAUAGAGCCGCGUUUGUUCACCAAUCUACCGAAUCUCCGGCGGCUCGAUCUCAGCGGUAACGCCAUCGGGCUUGUCGAACCCGAGUCCUUCCUGGGCACACCAGCAUUGGAGCACAUCAACAUCUCCGGAAACGCCUUGUCCGUCCUGCAUCCGCUGACUUUCCGACACUUGACGAAUCUGUACGAGCUGGACGUCGGUUGGAAUCGUAUGCUGGAAGUGGUGCCUGGCCUGCCGAAAGAUAUCGAGCAUCUUCACAUGCCCAUGAAUCGCAUCAUCGAUCUGCCUGCCGUGUCCUCUCGGGAUUUGGCCCUGCCCGCCCUGCGAUCGUUGGAUCUGAGCGCGAACGGCAUCGAGAAUAUCCUGCCUGGCAUGCUGGCCGACUUGCCAAAUUUGAGAAAACUGAACCUGGGCUAUAAUGCCCUGAGGCUUCUAGACGAAGGCGUUUUCGAGGGACUCUCGAGAUUGGAACAGUUGGACCUACGGUACAAUCGGCUGGUCACGUUGCACGGACGGAGCUUUCAUCCCCUGAAGUCCUUGAUGGAUGUGAAUCUCCGGGGCAACCGAGUAGAAGUUUUACGGCCAGAGAUCUUUCAUGAGAACACGCGUUUGCAGAGGGUCGACAUGAGCAGAAAUAAUCUCGCUCAAAUUCCUCACGCCACUUUUGUCAAUACAAGGGACCUUCGUGAACUGUACGCGUCGCACAACACUUUGACCGAGUUACCCGGAUCGCUGCACGGUUUAACGGCUCUUCGGGUCCUCGACUUGAGCUUCAACAAGCUGAACAUCCUAUCGCCGGAAACGCUGAGCAGUCUGUCGUCCUUGCUGGAACUAAAGCUGGUCAGAAACCGUAUACGGGAGUUGCGGGAAGGCGCGUUCGAUGGGCUGCCGCGACUAUCCUUGAUCGAUCUCGAAAACAAUGAUCUCAGGGUGAUCGAGAGAAACGCGAUCAGGGCGUUACCGGAGCUGCAGGCGGUCAGGCUAGGCAGGAAUCGAUUGCAGUCCAUCCCCAGCGGCGCUUUCACCGAGUUACCGCUACUGCAAAGUGCGGAACUUCAGGAAAAUCGGAUCCAGGAAAUCGCCAGCAAUGCCUUCAUUAACGUGCCACACUUGCUGUUUCUCAAUCUAAGUCAUAAUCAUCUACCAGGGCUGGAAUACGUCGGUCUGGAGAGUCUCCGCUCGCUGGAGGUUCUUGAUCUCAGCUACAAUCGAUUAUCCAGAGUUGCCAGUGACAGCCUAGCAGCUAUGGAAUGGCUAGUGGAGCUGAAGAUGGACAACAAUCGGAUUUGCGCCGUACAUGGUUCACCUUUCGACGAUAUGCCCAGAUUACGGGUACUCAGUCUGCGAAGCAACCGGAUGACCGCGGUUUCUGAAGGCGCGUUCAAGAGACUCAGAUCGAACAUUGCCGUCUUGGAUAUCGACGGAAAUCCAUUAUCCUGUUCGUGCGGCAUGCUUUGGCUGCGGGGAUGGCUGCAACAGGCUUCCUCGGAAGGUCCCAGGUGCGCUGACGGCUCCCUUUUCAAGGAACUUAGAUUAUCCCGUCAGGAUUGCCAGCGUGAGAGAUAUGUGGAACCGGUCCAUCCAGGAUGCGAGAUCGAAAUGAUUAACGUCGCGACACCCUCGGUCUCUUCAUCAGCGUUCGGAGUUACAGAAACCGUGCCGCUGUGGAUGAACUUGAAGGACUCGUCGACGCAGAGGCCUUCCAUUUCCCAGGACUCCGAUUACCUGUAUGAGUAUCUGGAUUAUCAGGACAAUAUGAGCGACACGGGCGCGUCCACGUCGCCAUCCAGCGUGUCCACCGUCAGCGUGCCCACCCAGACCGUGAAGAUCAUUCACCCGCCGUCGCAGACGCAGAAGCACCAGACUCAGAAGAACGCCACGUCACCGGGCAAGAGGAACCCGAUGAUACCGCCAUCGCCGAGCAGCUCCGGCUUCACCUUCUUCGGCCUGCCGCUGCCAAAUCUGAAUUUCAAUUUGUGGGGGCACUCGGGCAGAAAAGCCGAGAGGAAGGAGUCCUCGUCCGCGCCCGGUAAAUCCGGACAUCGGGGACGUUACAGGUCCUUCCCGCCCACAGAACCGGAAAUACACAGAGGAGGCUUCGUGCCGCUGCCACGCGCCCAAAGCGGAUUCGUACCGAUUGCCGAUCCCAGGCCGAUGUAUGAAAAGCACGCGAAGCACGGGAACACCACGCGCUCGAGCAGUGGCCAAGAGGAACGCCCUCGGAAAAGCGGAAACAGCACAGUGACCAGAGUGGAAAAGACCGUUCCCACAAUUGGGAAAUCUCGGACGAACUUCCGGGAGAAGGAAGAAUCGCCGAUGCUAGAUCGAACGGCUGGUUCGAAUGCUUUCGAGUCUCGCAAGAUUUCGGCAAAUAUUAACAGGCCUACCCCCAAUGCAUUGGACACUACGAGGAGCAGUGAGCCAAUAAUUGUCGAAGAAUCUUCGCAAGAAGCACAUGAGACGUCGGUGUCCACCGAGAUCUACGACGGCGAGAGUCUGGAGGUAAAACCGGAGGACGUUAAGUUCAUAGAGAAACCACAUAUGGAAAUCGCCAGUAGGAUAAUCUGGACCACGCCAAAAGCAGUGACAAUGGAGACGAAGAAAGCCACAAUUACCAAAGAGACUGUAACGGCGACGGUGCAAGUGGCACCAUCGAGAGAAAGCGGCGCCAAAGAUCGAGACCUUGAGAUAUCCGAAUACGAAGGAGAUUCUAGCAGACUGAGCAGCACGACCGCCUCUCACAAUGAAUCCGAUAAUCGGCAAAUGUCAAAAACAGAUGCGCCGAUUCCGCGCCCCUCAACGUCCACUGCAUCCCCCACGUUGAACCCGCGCCCCGAAGAAAUUACAGUCGCGACUCCUCACGCCUCUCGGAGCACGGAGGCGUCCGCUUUGUCCACGUUCCUGAUACCGGGAGGACAAGUGCCGGCCUCGGGGCCCGUGAUAAAUUUACGUCCCCCCGGCAGACCGACGAUAACUAAAGUCGCUUCGCCGCAUCUCAGCUACAACGCCGAGCAAUCCAGGGAGGAACCAAAGUCGAUCGCAGGUGCUGCUCAGAGAAGCGCCGAGGCCAUCGACGAGUCGACGACCGACGGGCAGAACGAAGCUUUCGUCGUCGACGAGGGCACCAAGGUGAUAGACGACGGUCCCUUCAACUGGUACUUCCAGCAUUACAACGACACGAAUCUCGAGCCGUACGUGGGCAUCGCUUACAGCGGCGCCGCAAACAUCGACGCGUACGGAUGGUCGUUGCUGCUCGUCCUGAGCGUUCUCUUAUAAAGACUUGCAGAUCGUCGUUUUUAAAUAGGCAGGUUUAUCGCCGGGUCUCGUGAGAGAAGGCAUGUUGUCAAGAUUCGUUAAUGCCGUUGCGCGCCGCAAAUCGUAGAUCACGCUUGUACAGGAAAACUAUUGUAUGUACAAAGAUCAUUGUGUUGCGUUUUUAAGUACAAGAUGCUUCGGCAUGCCUUCUAUGGCAUCCAAUAAAAAUCCGCAGAAUUUUUGAGAAUAUUUAUAGAUAAUUUUAAAAUCAAAAUGCGUCGCGUUACAUUCUAUUUUCGAUAUCCUACAAGUUUUGUACUGUUACUUUGCUAUUAUCGUUACGUAUGCUUGAACGCGCGAAACUUUAGUCUAGUCGACCAAAUCUAGAUAUCUACAGCCAUCUGUCAGAAAUUAUUGUAAUUUGGCAUUUUGUACUAAAAUUUAUUCAUUUUUAAAUAUUCUCAAGAAUGUGCAAUUAACGAGUAAUUAAUGAGGAAAUGUCUGAAAUAUCCUUAUAUUAAAUGUAGGAAAGAGUUCUGUGCUUUCUCGACGAAAUCCGAGUUUUACUCAAGGAAAGAUGAAAACAAGCUGAAUUAUUGCAAUUCUUCAUUUUUGCCAAUAUAAUUGUACGUUAUUUAAAAUUUAUUGAGCGUAAUAGAUUGUGAUUUUAUUUUUGACGUUACAACUUGAUAUCAGAAAUUUACAGGUUUUAAAUUACUUUACAACCCCAUUAUUUAAUAAUAUUUAAUCAUUAUUGAAUAGUAUACCGUAUAUAAUAUUACAAAUGUUAACGUAAAUGCUUUGAAUUCACUAAAUUGCGGGAAAAACAAAUUACAGAUUGCGUAAAUUCGAAAACGCAAAACUCUUGCCUAAUGUUCUUCGAUAGAGUAUAAAUAGAAUGAACAUAAACAGGAAAGCAUUUGUAUAUUAGUGAUAAAUUAAUCAAUAUAAGCAAAUAAUCAUUUUAUUAUUAAUAUAAUAGUUUUUUCCUUAACGGGAGAUGAUUUGUAUUUCCUAGAAACAUAUCCAUGACAUUUAAUCAUGCAUAAUGUGUAACCGACAGCAUUAAGUUACACGGCAGAGGUGAUUUAGAAAACUUUUUUCUUUUACAUCAAUCAGUUUCAAUUAUCGAUAUUA
Molecule: messenger RNA, 5921 nt
Organism: Ooceraea biroi (clonal raider ant)
Lineage: Eukaryota; Metazoa; Arthropoda; Insecta; Hymenoptera; Formicidae
Gene: atk
Product: artichoke
Molecular function (GO): protein binding
Source: RefSeq, a predicted model, not a curated record